Molecule: messenger RNA, 1422 nt
Organism: Dermacentor silvarum
Lineage: Eukaryota; Metazoa; Arthropoda; Arachnida; Ixodida; Ixodidae
Product: papilin-like
Exons: 6
Coding region: 66-1025 (319 amino acids)
Molecular function (GO): serine-type endopeptidase inhibitor activity
Source: RefSeq, a predicted model, not a curated record
GCACAGCUCGCAAAGUGGCCUCCUCUACGACUUUACUCGUCCCACACUGCAUCAGAUGCGUAGCGAUGAAGCUUUUCACCCACAUUCCUGUUUUCUUCUGCGUCUAUGCGUACGUGCUCAACGUGUGCAGCGGUCAAUAUGACACAAAAGGUAUGAGUGAAAAGAGUGCCAAAACCUGCACGAAGACACCUUUUAUUGGCGUCUGUCACCCAGUGGGGGAGGCUUGGUAUUAUGACGCUCGUGACAACUCCUGCAAGAUGUUGCAACGUGGAGUUUGCGCCGGAGGAAACAAUUUGUUCCCCACUAUAAAGAAGUGCACGAAAUCUUGCAUACCCCUGACUCCAAAGACGUCAAAAAUAUGCCUUGAACCACCAGUAGUUGGCCCGUGUGGACCAAUAAAAGUGUCCUGGUAUUUUGAUCCUAAGACCAUGUACUGUAAAAUGUUCAACCACACCAUUUGUGGAGGAGGAGGAAACAGCUUCCUCAGUGAGUUGAAGUGCCAGUCGGUGUGUCUACCAAACCAGACGCCGCAGGCUCACUGCAGUAAACCGCCCAAACCUGGCAGAUGUUUGAUUGCAAAUAAGCGAUACUACUUUGAUGAAAGACGGAAUGCCUGUCUUCAGUUUCCAAACAAAAAAUGCGGUAGCAAUAGGAACGGCUUCGCAAAGUGGGAGAAGUGCAUGCAACGGUGCAGCUAUAUCAAUCAAAAAGGGAAUGAGUUGCCUUACGGGGGCGUACCUGGGUAUGUCCCGCAUCCCGGUCCACUUGGGCCACCUGGCCAACAUGGUUACCCUUCCGCAUCCGGACAACCCGGUCAACCUGCUCUUCCAGGACAGGUUGGUUCACCCGGUCAACCUGCGGUAACUGGCCCUUCCGGCAAUGCCAUCCCAAUGGGUCUUCCCCCGCCGCCUGGCCAACCGGGCCAACAAGGUCCGUUUCUUCCGCCCGGCCAAAACCUGACGCCGGCCAAGAUCAACGGACCGCUAGUACCUGGCCAGACUGUAAAACCAAACAUCCCACAUUAAUAAUGUGUUUUCUGUAAAACCAAACAUAACACAUUAAUAAUGUGUUAUGGAGAGGAUAUCUACCUGGAUAUCCUCUCCAUGUCGGCUAAACCCUUACCCCGAAAUCUCCACAACCAUCGCCAGACAACGUAACUCACCUACUCGGCCAAACUGAGCGCUGAGAAACGGGCAAACCCCUCUUUUCGGGUACUCGCAUUACUGACCUUAAAUAAACGAAAUUUAACUUUACUGCCUCUCCUAUCAGGCAGGAUAUUUAUUCUGAACACGCCAUACAAUUAUGUAAUUCUGGCCGUAAGAAGUACGUUCACUCUGAUAUGUUGAAGUACACAGGUACAACACGCUGAAGUUCCUCCGGACAAAGACAUUAUUUUUUUUUCAAUAAAGUUUAUUAUCUGUC